This is a messenger RNA of Elaeis guineensis (African oil palm), 558 nucleotides long. The record is from RefSeq and is a predicted model, not a curated record. Lineage: Eukaryota; Viridiplantae; Streptophyta; Magnoliopsida; Arecales; Arecaceae.
AUGUCCACCGAGGCUCCUGGGCCUCUAUGGUUUUUAUCUGCUUUUUCUACAUCUAUGUUCUCUUGGAUGCCUCCACUGCGUGGUGUGAGGAAGGUAAUCUCUGUUGGUGUUGUAAGAGAUGGUGGUGGUUUGCAGCUUGCAAGUUCCACCGAAGUCGAUGCCCCGGGAUAUGUUGAUUUCGACACCUACGAAUUGAAGAAGAGGCAUCGCCAGCUUAGAACUAUCCUUUGUGGGAGGUGUAGGUCGUUGUCGCAUGGUCAAAUGGUAACUGCCGUUUGCGGACAUGGUGGAUAUCCUGGGGGUAAACAGUUUGUGUCAGCAGAGGAACUUCGAGAAAAAUUGUCCCACUUAUGCCAUGAGAAAGUGCUAAUAGUUAAGCUUGUUGAUAUUAUUGACUUCAAUGGUAGUUUUUUGGCACGCAUACGUGAUCUUGCAGGUGCUAAUCCAAUUAUACUGGUCAUAACUAAGAUCGAUCUACUUCCUAAAGGUACAGACCUAAAUUGUAUUGGUGAUUGGGUUGUCGAGGCCACCACAAAGAAGAAGCUGAAGUAUGUAUCU